Messenger RNA from Oikopleura dioica, 552 nucleotides. The record is from the annotation of a GenBank genome assembly. Lineage: Eukaryota; Metazoa; Chordata; Appendicularia; Copelata; Oikopleuridae.
AUGUCAGAGAUGGACAUAAUCGAGGCGCUAGAAGACGAAGAAGAAGAAGAAACCGAAGAAGCGACGGCCGAUUUUGAAGAAGAUUUGUCGACGAAAGAUGCCCCAGCUAAUGAGGAAGAAGACGACGACGACGGAGGCUCCAGUGGCGAGGAUGUGGACAACUGGGUCGGCGGAAAAGGCGAUAAGGGAGGAGAUGGUGGCGGCAAAGCUGUUGAUUAUGCUGAGGACGCAGUUAUGCUCCAAAUGGAAGAUGAUGAGAUAGAAGCAGAGGCUGCUGAUGAUGCUGAAGAGUCCUCAGGACCAAGCGGGGAUGACGAUACGGAUGAUGAGAUCGAAGCGGAGUACCACAUGAUGGCCAACGGCGUCGACGCGGAAUUCUUAGGGUUCGAGUACGCUAAUACUGAAGAGAGUAGCUUUGUGAAUACGCAGCGACACUCGACCUACACCACGAGCUCCCAGAAACUUAAGAUGGACGAAAUUGUCAAGAAGAUUUUACAUCCGCUUUCUAUCAAGGAUAGUUUUCAAGAAAAAAUAAAUUAUGGUCAUUUUUGA